Molecule: messenger RNA, 3688 nt
Organism: Anopheles maculipalpis
Lineage: Eukaryota; Metazoa; Arthropoda; Insecta; Diptera; Culicidae
Gene: IleRS
Product: isoleucine--tRNA ligase, cytoplasmic
Exons: 2
Coding region: 25-3684 (1219 amino acids)
Biological process (GO): isoleucyl-tRNA aminoacylation
Molecular function (GO): tRNA binding; aminoacyl-tRNA deacylase activity; ATP binding
Source: RefSeq, a predicted model, not a curated record
CAUUUAUUGCUCUACAUUGCAACAAUGAACAACAUUACCACCGACGAGAUGACGCGACUGCCGGAGUCGAUAAAUUUUCCGGCGGAAGAGGAAAAAGUGCUUGCGUACUGGCAGAAUGAAAAGGUUUUUGAGAACUGUCUGAAGCAAUCGAAGGGUAAACCGAGAUACACGUUCUACGAUGGACCACCGUUUGCUACGGGUCUUCCGCAUUACGGGCACAUUCUGGCCGGUACAGUGAAGGAUAUAGUGACACGCUAUGCACACCAGCAGGGAUACCACGUGGAACGUCGGUUCGGUUGGGAUUGUCACGGGCUGCCGGUGGAGUACGAGAUUGACAAGACGCUGAACAUUCGUGGACCGGACGACGUGGCACGGAUGGGCAUCAAGGCGUACAACAACGAGUGUCGGAAGAUUGUGAUGCGGUACGCGAACGAGUGGGAGCAAAUCGUCGGUCGGAUGGGAAGGUGGAUUGAUUUCAAGAACGAUUACAAAACGCUCUACCCGUGGUACAUGGAGUCCAUCUGGUGGGUGUUUAAGCAGCUGUACGCGAAAGGGUUUGUGUACCAGGGUGUGAAGGUGAUGCCAUACUCGACUGCCUGUACGACGGCCCUGUCUAACUUUGAAUCGGGUCAAAACUACAAGGAGGUAACGGAUCCGGCAGUGUUUGUCUCGUUCCCGCUGGUCGGUGAUAAGGAUGGUGCGGCACUAGUCGGUUGGACGACCACCCCGUGGACGUUGCCCUCUAAUCUGGCCUGCUGCGUACAUCCAGAGCUGGUGUAUGCGAAGGUUCGCGAGACGAAGACGGGCAAGGUAUACGUUAUGAUGGAGUGUCGUAUAGAGUCGCUGUUGAAGGGGCCGGAGAAUUACACGGUUCUCGAAAGCUUCCCCGGAUCGAAGCUUGCUGGUUUACAGUAUGAGCCGCUGUUUGAUUAUUUCCGGAAGUACGAGAGUGUCGGAUUCCGCGUGCUUACGGAUACGUACGUAACGGAGGAAUCUGGUACGGGAGUGGUCCAUCAGGCGCCUUAUUUCGGUGAGGACGAUUACCGCGUGUGUUUGGCGAACGGAGUGAUCAAGCGCGAUCAAGAGAUCGUCUGUCCGGUUGAUGCGAGCGGUAAAUUCGUCGAGCCUGUGGCCGAUUUCGCUGGCCUGUAUGUGAAGGAUGCGGAUAAAGCGAUAAUCAAGCUGCUGAAGGAGCGUGGCCGUCUUGUGCUGGCAUCGCAGGUUAAGCACAACUAUCCCUUCUGCUGGCGCUCGGAUACACCGCUCAUCUAUAAGGCCGUUCCAUCGUGGUUCGUGAGGGUGGAGCACAUGAACAAACAGCUGUUAAACUGUAGCUCCCAAACCUACUGGGUGCCGGAGUACGUGAAGGAAAAGCGUUUUGGCAAUUGGCUGCGCGAUGCGCGUGAUUGGGCCAUCAGCCGUAACCGAUACUGGGGCACACCGAUCCCGCUGUGGAUUUCGCCAGAUGGUAAGGAGAUCGUGUGCGUUGGCAGUAUCGAUGAGCUGGAACGCUACUCGGGAGUUCGUGUGACCGAUCUGCAUCGGGAAAGCAUUGACCAUAUUGAAAUCCCAUCGGCUGUUCCGGGAAAUCCACCGUUGCGCCGUGUACCGGAGGUAUUUGACUGUUGGUUUGAAUCGGGAUCUAUGCCUUUCGCCCAAAGCCAUUAUCCGUUCGAUAAUCCGGCCGAAUUUAUGAACAACUUCCCGGCCGACUUUAUUGCGGAAGGUAUCGAUCAGACGCGCGGUUGGUUCUACACGCUGCUCGUUAUCUCUACCGCACUGUUCAACAAGGCACCGUUUAAGAAUCUGAACGUUACCGGGCUGGUACUAGCGGCCGAUGGGCAGAAGAUGUCCAAGCGCAAGAAGAAUUAUCCGGAUCCGAUGGAAGUGGUCAACAAGUAUGGUGCGGAUGCGCUGCGUCUGUAUCUGAUCAAUUCGCCCGUUGUGCGUGCAGAGAACCUUCGGUUCAAGGAGGAGGGCGUACGGGACAUCAUCAAGGACGUGUUCCUACCAUGGUUCAAUGCGUUCCGAUUCCUGUUUCAGAACGUGGAUCGUUUCCAAAAGGAGGAAGGUGUACGGUACAGGUACGAUGCGGCCCGGCACGCCGAGAAACGCUCCACCAACGUGAUGGACGUGUGGAUAAUCUCGUUCAAGGAAUCGCUGCUUAAGUUCGUCACGGAAGAGAUGAAGGCGUACCGAUUGUACACGGUUGUGCCACGGCUGACCAAGUUUAUCGACCAACUUACGAAUUGGUACGUGCGCAUGAACCGCAAGCGUAUCAAGGGCGAGUACGGUGUGGACGAUUGUUACCACGCGCUGGACACGCUGUACGACGUUCUGUUGGCGAUGGUUAAGAUGAUGGCGCCCUUCACUCCGUAUCUGACCGAGUUUAUGUAUCAGCGGUUGCGGUUGCUUUCGAGCGAACCGAUGGAUGGUAGUGUCCACUAUCAGAUGAUGCCGUCCUCGAACGGGCGGUACAUCAACGUGCCAAUCGAACGUGCCGUUGCCCGGAUGCAGGCGGUCGUUGAAUUGGGACGGGUGAUGCGCGAUCGACGCACGAUGCCGAUCAAGUACCCACUGACGGAGGUGAUCGUGGUGCACCAGAGUGAGCAGUAUUUGGCCGACAUCCGUUCGCUGGAAGCGUUCAUACUGGAUGAGCUGAACGUGCGCCGCAUUACACUAAGCUCCGAGCGGCAACGGUACGGUGUUACGAUGCGAGCCGAAGCCGAUCACAAGACGCUCGGUGUGCGGCUAAAGAACGACUUCAAACAGGUGCUCGGUGCGAUCAAGCAGCUGUCCGAUGCGGAAAUUACGCGUCAGCUGGCUCAAGGCCACUUCGAAAUCGCUGGCCAUCGGGUAGAGCUUGAGGAGAUCCGACUUAUCUAUCAGUUUAGCGGCGGUAACGAAUCUUUCGAAGCGCACAGUGAUAAUGAUGUGCUCGUCCUGCUCGAUAUGACCCCGAACGAGGAGCUGAUGCGCGAGGGUACGGCCCGCGAAAUAAUCAACCGCAUUCAGAAGCUAAAAAAGAAGGCUAAGCUUAUCCCGACCGAUCCGGUACUGAUCUACUACACCGUAAGCGGUGGUGACAGUGAGGUGCGCACUGUUGCUGAAAGUCAUCGUAAUUUCAUCGUCGGAACGGUAAAGUCUCCGUUCGUGCCGUACGGACCCGAUGCUGCCUCGAAGCCGGUGCUGAUUGAAGAGUCGCAAGAGCUCAAGGGAAUCACGCUUACCAUUACCAUCUGUUCGCCACAGGAUCGUGAAAUCCCGGCCGUUCCUUGGGUGAACUUACAGCUAGACGAGACACUUGUUCCCCGUUACCAGCACGCCACUUCCACGCCGUCCCGAAAAGCUUCACUGCUGCUAACGGGUCGAGCAACUGGCAAACCAUUAACAUAUGAUCAGUUGCGCCAAGAGGUGGAAACGCUUUUUGGGCUGAAGGAUAUGGCUUUUAAUGUGCUCGCUGGAUCCGAUGGUCGACGGCUAGAGCAAGACACUUAUGAUCCGAAGGUACUUCAUCAGCAGACACUGUACGUGACGCUAGGGGAAAGUUUACCAGCGACAGGGUGGUCACCGUCCCGUAUGCCCUACGUCGCCUUUCGAAACGUACAAACGACAGACGGACGUAAAACGACCGUGUUCGAAGAGAAUCCGGUUGGUGUGAAACUAUCCGUGCCAGCACUUUAAGUGA